This is a messenger RNA of Coffea arabica (coffee), 836 nucleotides long. Lineage: Eukaryota; Viridiplantae; Streptophyta; Magnoliopsida; Gentianales; Rubiaceae. The record is from RefSeq and is a predicted model, not a curated record.
UUAAGUUGCAGGUGCGCAUCCAUGGCUCCUGGGAGUAAUAUGUACUAAAUUGGGUUGAUCAGUUUGUUGAAGCAUUGAAAUUUGGGUCAUAUAAUUGAAUGCAUUUCAUUUCCUUUUCUGAAAACUCAUAAAUUUCAAUCGCUGGUUAUUUGUUCUCCUGUGAUUGCUUUAGUUUAAUAAUAUAUUCCCACACAUUUUCCUCUUUUGCCUUCCAGGUGUCUGUGUUUUUGCUCAAGCUGCUACAUCACCUUGACAGUUCUUGUACAAGAAAGGAAGUUGAUAUGGCGUCAUUUCGAGCUUUUUGGAACAGUCCUGUUGGCCCUAAAACCACACAUUUCUGGGGUCCUGUAGCCAAUUGGGGAUUUGUUGUUGCGGGACUUGUAGACACACAGAAACCCCCAGAAAUGAUUUCUGGCAAUAUGACUGCAGCUAUGUGUGUAUACUCUGGACUGUUUAUGAGGUUUGCAUGGAUGGUACAACCUCGCAACUAUCUCCUUUUGGGAUGCCAUGCCUCAAACGAGACAGUGCAACUGUAUCAACUAUCGCGUUGGGCAAAAGGCCAGGGGUACUUGGAGUCAAAAGAAGAGAAGGCUGCAUCCAAGUGAUCUGGUUGCUUCGGUUGCUUUCUGCAUUAUUGACUCCUGGUUGGUUCCUGCAGCUGUCUGAAAUUAUCUGUGCAUCGUUAAACAUCUGACAAGCAAAAUAGUGCUGGAUAAUCUGCCUUUCUAUAUUUGCCAAUUAUAUAAUAAUUGAUUUUGACUUUGAGUAAAAAUUCAAGAUUCUGAAAUUCUGGCCAAUACUUUUGUAUUGUUCCUUCAAGAAAAGUAUACUCUUUA